CUUGUAAUACAGUUUUCUACGAUACCUAGGAGCUCCGCAGCAUCUUCGAUCCUUCUCCAUAAUGGCUUCCAUAUUGUCCACCAUCGCCUCGUAUCUUCCUCAACACGAAGGCCUCCUCCCAAAAUGGCUCCUUUUCAUCUCAGCUGUCUCGAUUGGAAACUCGAUCCAAACCUAUGCAACACUAUCCUAUACCGCUCGAGUCUACUCCGAGAACCCCUCCCUGAAGAACCCCCCUAAGAAGUCAGACUCGACGGCCCCCUCCUCCGCUGUCUCUGCCUACUCCCAUCCAACAUCUACCGUCACACCCCUCUCCGCAAGAACAUUCGGAACAUGGACACUGGUCCAAAGUAUGGUCCGUUUAUACGCGGCGUAUAACAUCAGCAAUCCCCAGAUUUACCAGAUGGCCUAUUGGACAUACGUUAUUGCCUUUGCGCAUUUCAUGAGUGAGUGGUGGAUUUUUGGGACCACAAAAUGGGGUGCCCCAUUAGCAGGCCCGGUAAUUGUGGCGAGUUCAAGUUUGAUCUGGAUGUGGUUGCAGUGGGAAUAUUAUGUUCAAUGAUCGCGAGCGGAGUUGGGAGAGCGAUCGUGGUUAUAGAAAAGACACGAUGAGGCAAGAAGUCUAUUAAGCUGAUCUAAUACUAAUACUGGAGCUGUUAUGGCUAUAGAUACCAAUUUAUUUCAGAUGCUUCCUGUAAAGUUCCCCGCCACAAUCCCUCAAUCUAGCAGCUGCUUGCUCAGGUGUGAUAUCCC
Molecule: messenger RNA, 750 nt
Organism: Amorphotheca resinae ATCC 22711
Lineage: Eukaryota; Fungi; Ascomycota; Leotiomycetes; Helotiales; Amorphothecaceae
Exons: 2
Coding region: 62-559 (165 amino acids)
Cellular component (GO): endoplasmic reticulum; membrane
Molecular function (GO): protein-macromolecule adaptor activity
Source: RefSeq, a predicted model, not a curated record